Owenia fusiformis is the source of this 1133-nucleotide messenger RNA. Lineage: Eukaryota; Metazoa; Annelida; Polychaeta; Sabellida; Oweniidae. The record is from the annotation of a GenBank genome assembly.
UCUGAACAUGUAUGCGUGCGUGUUUGUUCAAUAUGUUCUUUUUAUUUUGGGACUACUUUAUCGGAAGGAUUAUAAGUUAAUUGGAAGUUAGCCGCCACUAUUUGAAAGUUUUAGAAGUUUUGUGUGGAAGUGUUAGUAUGAAAUAACGUCUGAUGUAGGAUGUACAAUCCAGGAAACCAGUACCUGCCACCUCAUGGACAAGGCCAGCAGUACCACAUGGUGCAGCAGCCAGCAGCCAUGCAAUAUACUCCUCUACAUCUAACCCAGGCAGUAACAUCACAUAGUGACAUGCCUACAACUCUGGGGACAGCUACUGGGGUGCCACUGCAGCCUCACAUAAGAACGCCAUACAUGAUGCAAGUCCCUGAUAAUAAUGUUCCCCCACUAAUGCCGGGGACAUAUGCCAAUCCUCCUGUCUCUCCCUUACAAGGGUCACUUCCCCCAAUGGGGACACAGGGCCAUAUACAAGGGGCGUCUCAUACUUAUCCUCCUGGCCAGGUUGGUGGCCUUCAAAGCUCCAGUAUAGGAAGCCCUCCUGUACAUUUUCAGGAGUUCCAACCCCUUCAACGAAAUAAAAUUGUUUACUAUAAUUCUAUGUAUCCAACUCAGGCGAAUCCCACCCAACUUCAGCCUCAACCAAAAACUAGAGAGAGGCAUGCUCUUUCGAUAGUAGAUCCUGAAAGUGGCAAAGAUGUUAUAUCAAACAAUAAACGAGCAAGAAAUAACUCAUGUCCUGAUUUGGAUUCAAAGCAACGUGUAACUCCACCAAUUAAUUUUAGUGUUCCACCCCCCAGUUUGAAUCUGUCAGCUUUACAUCCUUCAACUGCUGGAGCCAUGCAAGGUUUACAUCCUUCAACUGCUGGAGCCAUGCAAGCUUUUCAUCCUUCAACCGCUGGAGCCAUACCAGCUUUGCAUCCCCCACCCAUUGGAGCCAUACCAAUUUUACAUCCUCCAACCAGUGGAGCCAUACCGAUUUUACAUCCUCCAACCAGUGGAGCUAAACAAACUCCCUCAACAAGUGGAGCCAUACCAGCUUUACAGUCAUCAACCAGUGGAGCCAAUUCAACUGUAGAUCUCAUUACCAAUGGAGCCAAUGCUUUACCGCCUCUUGGCAGUUAUUUAAACAUGAUACC